This is a messenger RNA of Gasterosteus aculeatus aculeatus (three-spined stickleback), 1482 nucleotides long. RefSeq names its product proteasome 26S subunit, non-ATPase 9 (gene psmd9). Gene Ontology annotation, molecular function: protein binding. NCBI's taxonomy places the organism in Eukaryota, Metazoa, Chordata, Actinopteri, Perciformes, Gasterosteidae. The record is from RefSeq and is a predicted model, not a curated record. Gene Ontology annotation, biological process: proteasome regulatory particle assembly. Gene Ontology annotation, cellular component: cytoplasm; nucleus.
GACGUCGAGCGUUCGAUCCCGGAUGUGGCCUCAACCAUGAAGAUGACGGGCGAAAACAGUGCUGGAGGGUCGGAAAUAACAAUGGACGAUGUUAAAAACCUCGUUAAAAAGAAAGAUGAAAUCGAGGAACAGAUAAAGGCUUAUUACGACGUUUUGGCAGACCAAGGUGUUGGAGUUGAAGGCCCCUUGGUGGACGCGGAGGGUUUCCCCCGAGCAGAUGUUAAUGUUUACCACGUCAGGACAGCAAGACACAGUAUCGCGUGCCUGCAGAACGAUCACAAGGCCAUCAUGGAGGAGAUAGAAGAGGCCCUACACAAGCUGCAUGCUGGGGAGAAGGCCAAGCGGGGAAGGGAUGAGGCUGGAGCCCAGGACGAGGCGAUGGAGCAGCAGGUCACUCUUCCCCCUCCCUUUGCACGGGUGGAUGCUGUGACACAAGGCUCGCCCGCCUGUGGAGCUGGGCUCAGGGUUGGUGAUGAAGUCAUUGAGUUUGGUUCUGUGAACACGGAGAACUUUCAGAACCUGCAGAAUAUCGCUUCUGUGGUUCAACACAGCGAGGGUAAACCAUUACGGGUCACAGUCAUCCGGGAAGGGAAGAAGGCGCAGAUGAGCCUGACUCCUCAGCGAUGGUCAGGCAGAGGUUUGCUGGGAUGCAACAUUGUUCCGAUCCAUCGAUGAUCAACAUGACACGCAGAAUGUCGUUGUUCUUCAUCGUGUGUUAUCGCUGGGUGGUUUCAAACUGACUUUUCACACAUGGCAGAAAUGUCCACCGGUUCUCAAUAUCUUAAACCAAACUGGUAUCUUUUUCUUUAUAUAAAGGCAAUCUCCAGGAUGGUAUAGAUGAAAAUAAAGUGUUAAAGACGCUGCGCUGCAUUUAUUGAAUGAUGGCUGAUCAAGCAAUGCUUCAUUAAACUACAACUACUAAAACCGUGUUUAAAAAAAUGUUUGCAUGGAGUUAACACUUCUCAGCAGCAAUGAUUUAUGCUGCAAAUGUCACCUUUGACAAAUAAUUAACUUUGCUACAUAAUCAAAGUCUAAUUUUCAGCCAACAUAUUAUGCAAGAGCGAAAUCAAAUCAUGACCUCUUAGUAAGAUAAUUGCCAAUAAGUUCAAAACAUUAUUGGUUAAAUAGCUUCUGGACUUGUUGGAAACAAUAUUCACUGAACACAUGAAGUAAUUUUUUUUACCUCAUCCCAAAUCAUUCAGCUCGGAAUGAGGAAGAGCCCACAAUAUAAUGACAACGUUGUACGAACAUUUCAAAGAACGUUUUAAUUUUAUUAUACAAAAGUGUACGUCACAAAAAUAACCUCAUUUACAUUAGGUAGAGGAAAUGAUCUUAACUUAUAAACAUCUUAUCUUGUGUAUAAUUGUUUCAGUAUCAAUGUAAACAGACCAAGACUUGAGAAAACAUUAAACCAACCAUAAGUUUGAGUGCAUGUUGCAUAUCAACGUUUAUAUUUAUUGAAUAAACUUUUCUGCAAAACAA